GAUCACUGCUGAAAUAUGGCGGGAAGGAGAGAGCGAUUUGUGUGAGGAUCUACACAGAAAGGAAGGGCAUGAGAAACUAAAGUUAAUGGUGACCUGCCUGGAAUAGAAGAUAGCACCAAAAGCUAAAAUAUAGGAAGUGAGCAUCUUUGAAUAGAUGAACAGUUACUUCCAACUUUUAGCCAAUGCAUCGCUUUGCCCACCGUUUCGCAGCCCACCUUUGCAGGCGCUGCCUGAGGACUGCCCACGCGCGUCGCCCGCAGGCCACGGUCCUGCGCCCCGUCGGAUCCGGGCCCGGCUGCCCCUUCCCUGCGCGGCCGUGCGGAGCGGGCGGCGUCGGUUGUCCCGGGGGGAACACGUGCAGAGCAGGUGGGUGAAGGCGUGUCUAGGAGGAGCCUUCGCAGAGUCCCUCCGCGAUCCCCCGGGAAACGCUGCGGCUUCCCCGAAGGCGGCGACUCCCCCCAGAGCUCUUGUCCAUCCCGGUCCCGCCCUGGACGCCGCUUCUUCCUUCCUCCGUGGCUUCCUGCGUUUCCCUCCGUCCGUCCCGCGCGGCUCUUCCUCCUCCUUCCUCCUCUCCUCCGCCGCAGCGACGCGACCCGACGGCGCCCGGGAGGAUGCGUCCGAGCGCUGCGCCCACGGGGUCUGCAGGGUCCGCGGGGUCCGCCGGGUCCGCGGGGUCCACCGGGUCCACCGGGUCCGCGGGGUCCACCGGGUCCACCGGGUCCGCGGGGUCCGCGGGGUCCGCGGGGUCCACCGGGUCCGCGGGGUCCACCGGGUCCACGGGGUCCGCCGGGUCCACCGGGUCCGCGGGGUCCGCCGGGUCCGCGGGGUCCGCCGGGUCCGCCGGGUCCACGGGGUCCACCGGGUCCGCGGGGUCCACCGGGUCCACCGGGUCCGCGGGGUCCACCGGGUCCGCGAGGUCCACGGGGUCCACCGGGUCCACGGGGUCCACCGGGUCCGCGGGGUCCACCGGGUCCGCGGGGUCCACCGGGUCUGCGGGGUCCGCCGGGUCCGCGGGGUCCGCGGGAUCCGCGAGGUCCACCGGGUCCACCGGGUCCGCGGGGUCCACGGGGUCCGCGGGGUCCACGGGGUCCACCGGGUCCACCGGGUCCACGGGGUCCACCGGGUCCACCCGGUCCACCGGGUCCGCGAGGUCCACCGGGUCCACCGGGUCCGCGGGGUCCGUCGCGCCAGGAUGGAGCUGUCACCACCCCCGGACGGGGCGGUUGUCCACGAAGUAGGAGGAGGUAGAGGGAGCAGGAGCAGGAGCAGGAGCGGGAGACCGCGACGGCCUGCGGCGGGGCUGGGCCCGUCGGCCGCGGUGGCCUGUGCCGGUGGCCGGGCCGUGUUCCUCGUGUGCAAACAAAGAAGUGUUGGUCACAAGAAAUGA
Messenger RNA from Mustela lutreola (European mink), 1387 nucleotides. RefSeq lists its product as uncharacterized. NCBI's taxonomy places the organism in Eukaryota, Metazoa, Chordata, Mammalia, Carnivora, Mustelidae. The record is from RefSeq and is a predicted model, not a curated record. The transcript has 4 exons. The coding region runs from base 155 to 1387 and encodes 410 amino acids.